AAACGAUACCACGGCUAAACUGAUUCAUAGAGGGAUAUGAUGUGAUCGUAAAGCAAUAGACGAGGUGAACCAUUCUCGAGGUAAUCAACAGACAUCAGGUCUUGGACCCAGGGCUGGGACCAAUUACUACAAGACGUCUGAGCCAGGCUUUCAGAGAGGGCAGGUCGUACCAAGCCCUACUGAGUCGGCUAGGAUACAGCCCUUGAGAUAAGGCUUGAACUUCAUUUCAAAAUGGCUGCCAGAGUUUCAAAGAGGCGGAACGACGCAUGGCUCUCAUUCUGCACCCAUUCUUUGUUCUGCUGCGCAGCAUACCACAUGCUACUUCGCGGUCUUCCUGUUGGAAUUCGGUGUUAUUGAACCAGUUCUUUUGUGCCUCGAAGCCCCAGGAACGUGGCUCGUACCACACAUCUGGCCUGAGCUCGAGCAGACACAAAUGCAAGCCAUUCGCAUGUCCCUUGUGGAGGGAUAUUAUGGUAAACCCCAUUGUUCGUCAUCCGACGCUAACAUACUCAAAUACCACAAAGCAAGCAAAAUUGUAUGACGCGGCUCUCCCUCGCUUCCCUUUGAAGUCCAUGGAAUAGCAUCAGAAAAUUCUAAAUUUCGGCGGUCAAGAUGGCGGAUGGAUCUGUUACGCUCAGUUGUGUUCAGCUUUAAGAUGCAAAUAGUAUAGUUUGACUCCAAUGAUUCUGUGAUAGAUAGCAGUAAGACAAGAUGAUUUUAUACUGGGUCGCAAUCAUUGUAUCGCACACGGUUGGGUUAGGGUUGUUAAGACGGUAGUAAUGAACCGAAUCGUCCAGUGACAAAUCUAGCCCUAAGGUACAAGACCACUGGUCGCAAGUAUAUCUCCCUUAACACUAUUAAAUAAUUCCUGGGCAGUGACGUAGUUGCCAGUGCAGCUGAAUUCAUGAAUUAAUGCUCCAUUGUGUGGUCGACCGCCCAGUCAAGAUCUCGGACGGCGUCGAGGACGCGUACUGCUGUGCAUGUCUCCGUCGAUAGACGGAUCGGGUGGUACUUUCGACCCAUAUCUCGAAGUACCGAAGACCGGUCGGCGUUCCAUUCUUCGUCAGUAU
This is a messenger RNA of Aspergillus pseudonomiae, 1070 nucleotides long. RefSeq lists its product as uncharacterized. Bases 267 to 581 code for a protein of 104 amino acids. NCBI's taxonomy places the organism in Eukaryota, Fungi, Ascomycota, Eurotiomycetes, Eurotiales, Aspergillaceae. The transcript has a single exon. The record is from RefSeq and is a predicted model, not a curated record.